AUGUUGCUGGACGGAUGCUAUGUGAUGCUUACAAUAGUGGAGUGGAACAUCGUGAAGGAGAUUAUUUCAUGGACUCAAUUUGAAGUACCACAAGAUUGGCGCACAAUAGUAGAGAGCAACUUAAAGACGAAGAUUUCAGAAGAGAAUACCUUGUUGACUCGAAGGGUAGUAGCACGAGAUAUUCUCAUGCUCGAAAACCAGCUUCCUUUCUUUCUUCUUGAAACUUUGUACAAAGCUGCAUUUCCUCCCGGCCCUUCCUUUCGAAGCCUAACACUCGAGUUCAUCCGCGGACAUUUCUCAAUAAACUUGAAACUUCCCAAAGACAACGACAAUGAGACUUUUCAUCACAUAAUUCAUCUUUUUCUUUCUUGCAUUGAUCCGACAACAAACCAUGGCAAUGGCAAUAGCAAUGAGUCCUCCACAUUUGGCAAUCGCCUUGUCCAUGACAUAUCAUGGAUUCCCAGGGCUACAGCAUGCAAUGAAGCUACAAUUCGAUUCCAAAGAAAAAGGAAUGCCAAGAGUUUCCUGGACAUUACAUUUCACAACGGUAUUUUGGAGAUUCCCCAACUUAAAAUAGACGACCACACCAGCUGGCUCUUGAGAAAUCUUAUUGCGUACGAACAAUGUUCAACGGAUUCCAAGUUCCAUGUUACAUCCUAUCUGAUGUUUAUGAAUCACUUCAUCAAUACGGCAGCAGAUGUCGAAAGGCUUCGAUCUCGUAACAUCAUUAUUGACAGCUUAAGGGUGGGCACCCAAGAAAUUGCCACUCUCUUUACAAAUCUUGUCACGAAUGUCAGCAACUCAGAUGAUUCCUACAUUAAAGGCGUCCUCAUUGACAUUAGGAAGUACCAAGACACUUGA
This is a messenger RNA of Zingiber officinale, 861 nucleotides long. RefSeq names its product UPF0481 protein At3g47200-like. NCBI's taxonomy places the organism in Eukaryota, Viridiplantae, Streptophyta, Magnoliopsida, Zingiberales, Zingiberaceae. Bases 1 to 861 code for a protein of 286 amino acids. The record is from RefSeq and is a predicted model, not a curated record. The transcript has a single exon.